Molecule: messenger RNA, 1867 nt
Organism: Ceratotherium simum simum (southern white rhinoceros)
Lineage: Eukaryota; Metazoa; Chordata; Mammalia; Perissodactyla; Rhinocerotidae
Gene: TMCC3
Product: transmembrane and coiled-coil domain family 3
Cellular component (GO): endomembrane system
Source: RefSeq, a predicted model, not a curated record
UGGAGUUUCUCUGAGACAAACACGGGAAUACCCAGAGAUAUGUGAGCAGUAUCUCCAAAGUCCAGGGUGAGUCAUACAGUAGGUGCUCUUAGAAUAGUCAACCUGCGUGCCUCCAGACUCAAAUGCCUCUCGGGCAGGAGGGUGAGCCGGUUGCCGAUCCUGGUCUGCUCCCUAAUUUGUUGUGUGGUGUGGUAGACCGUCAUGACAUGAAUACCCUAAGCUUGCCCCUCAACAUACGCCGAGGGGGGUCAGACACCAACCUCAACUUUGACGUCCCAGAUGGCAUCCUGGACUUCCACAAGGUCAAACUCAGUGCAGACAGCCUGAAACAAAAAAUCCUAAAGGUAACAGAGCAGAUAAAAAUCGAGCAGACGUCCCGCGAUGGGAACGUGGCAGAGUAUCUGAAGCUGGUCGGCAGCGCAGAUAAGCAGCAGGCUGGCCGUAUCAAACAGGUCUUUGAGAAGAAGAAUCAGAAAUCGGCUCACUCCAUUGCCCAGCUGCAGAAGAAGUUAGAACAGUAUCGUAGAAAGCUCAGGGAGAUCGAACAGAUUGGAGCCUCCAAAAGCUCAAAGGACAUUUCCAAAGACAACCUGAAGGACAUCCAGCAUUCUUUGAAAGAUGCCCAGGCCAAGUCUCGAACUGCUCCCCACAUCAUGGAGAGCAGUAAAUCGGGCAUGCCAGGGGUGUCCUUCACUCCGCCUGUGUUUGUCUUCAGUAAGUCCAGAGAGUUUGCCAACUUGAUCCGGAAUAAGUUUGGUAGCGCCGACAACAUUGCUCACUUAAAAAAUUCGUUAGAGGAGUUUAGGCCCGAGGCGAGUGCCCGGGUCUACGGGGGCAGCGCGACCAUUGUGAACAAACCCAGGUAUGGCAGUGACGAUGAGUGUUCGAGUGGCACGUCGGGCUCUGGCGACAGUAAUGGGAACCAGUCGUUCGGCGCUGGCGGAGCUGGCACGCUGGACAGCCAGGGGAAGCUCGCCAUGAUCCUGGAGGAACUGCGGGAGAUCAAGGACACGCAGGCACAGCUGGCCGAGGACAUCGAGGCGCUGAAGGUGCAGUUUAAGAGAGAAUACGGUUUUAUUUCUCAGACCCUGCAAGAGGAGAGAUACAGGUAUGAGCGAUUGGAAGACCAGCUCCAUGACAUGACAGACCUGCAUCAGCACGAGACGGCCAACCUGAAGCAGGAGCUAGCCAGCAUCGAGGAGAAGGUGGCCUACCAAGCCUACGAGCGCUCGAGGGACAUCCAGGAAGCCUUGGAAUCCUGCCAGACGCGCAUCUCUAAGCUGGAGCUCCACCAGCAGGAGCAGCAGGUCCUGCAGACGGACGCCGUGAGUGCCAGAGUGCUCCUGGGGAAGUGCAUCAACGUGGUCCUGGCCUUCAUGACUGUCGUCUUGGUGUGCGUGUCCACCAUCGCGAAGUUCGUCUCGCCCAUGAUGAAGAGCCGCUUCCACAUCCUGGGCACCUUCUUUGCUGUGACACUUCUUGCAAUAUUUUGUAAAAACUGGGACCAUAUUCUGUGUGCCGUAGAAAGGAUAAUAAUACCAAGAUGAAGACCACUGGUUCCUGUCCUCAAGUUCUUUUAAGUUUUUAUUUUAAAGAAAACUCUGUGCAUACUGCCAAAUUUUAAAAUGGAGGGUUGUGCCGACUGAACAUUACGAGAGGACUGGGCUGUGCGUUGUAAAUAACCGUGAUUCUCUUCACUCGGUAGCAGUUGCCAGCUCAGCCCUGUACUUGGUUAACGUGACUCUGUUUCAGAGUUCUCCCCAUGUUGCUCUUUGCCUUAAUCAGACCAGAUUUCCUGCCCACCUGAUAGCCUAGCUUGGUAAACUUCUGGUCAUUGAGCAUUUGGCACAAUUAGUAACCCAGAAGA